GGUGCUUUCUAAACUUGGCGCUUUACAUACCAGUAGCUAUUUAUUAAGGGAUCUAACAUGGUCCACCCAUCCACAUGCAUCAAUUCAUUCCACGCUAAAGGAGGGGCGCUACCGCAAAAUUGAUUCAACAACGACCCCACCAAAUUCAUAACCCCCUCCCCGUUUCUUCCUUUCCUACAUAAACAACCAAUUCUCCCCUUCAAAAAUCAUCUCAAGAAUCAUCAAAAAUCUUACAAGUAAGUAUCCUCAUACCUAUAUCAUUCCUCGACUUCUCCGUCCUGCCUUGUGAUGAUCUAUAGCUUCAACGGGUACAUCCGAAGCUAUCUUUAGCUAUCUUUUGACCCUCCCGCGCUAUUCUUGUCAACAAACCAACGAAAAAAGCCUUUUCUUACAUUUUCUAACAUCAUCUAGAAUGGCUCCUACUAAAGUUGGUAUCAACGGUUUCGGACGUAUCGGACGUAUCGUCUUCAGAAAUGCUAUCGAGCAUGAUGACAUUGAUAUCGUCGCUGUCAACGAUCCUUUCAUUGAGACUGAAUAUGCCGUAAGUCGCCGCUACCGGACCUCCCAAUGACACCAAGGACCCGAGCUAAUUUUCAUCCUUCACAGGCAUACAUGUUGAAGUAUGACUCUACUCACGGUCAAUUCAAGGGUGACAUCAAAGUCCUCCCCGACGGAUUGGAGGUUAAUGGCAAGAAAGUCAAGUUCUACACUGAGAGAGACCCUGCCAACAUCCCAUGGGCUGAGUCUGAGGCAUACUACGUUGUCGAGUCCACCGGUGUUUUCACCACCACCGAGAAGGCUAAGGCACAUUUGAAGGGUGGUGCCAAGAAGGUUGUCAUCUCUGCUCCUUCCGCCGAUGCCCCAAUGUACGUUAUGGGUGUCAACAACGAGACCUACAAUGGUGAAGCAGAUGUUAUCUCCAACGCUUCUUGCACAACCAACUGCUUGGCUCCUCUUGCCAAGGUCAUCAACGAUGAGUUCACCAUCAUUGAAGGUUUGAUGACCACCAUCCACUCCUACACUGCCACCCAGAAGACCGUUGAUGGUCCAUCCGCAAAGGAUUGGCGCGGAGGACGUACCGCUGCUCAAAACAUCAUUCCAUCGAGCACUGGUGCCGCUAAGGCCGUCGGAAAAGUCAUUCCAGAGCUUAACGGCAAGCUCACCGGAAUGUCUAUGCGUGUUCCAACUGCCAACGUCUCAGUUGUUGACUUGACUGUCCGCAUUGAGAAGGCUGCUUCUUAUGAUGAGAUCAAGGAGGCCAUCAAGAAGGCUGCCAAUGGUCCUCUUAAGGGUAAGCAACCUAUCAAAUAUUCAUUACUCGUCAAUUUACUAACAACAAUGGAUAGGCAUAUUGGCUUACACCGAGGACGAUGUUGUCUCCACCGACUUGAACGGUGACAACCACUCCUCCAUCUUCGAUGCCAAGGCCGGUAUCUCCCUCAACAAGAACUUCGUCAAGUUGGUUUCCUGGUACGACAACGAGUGGGGUUACUCUCGUCGUGUCCUUGAUCUCCUCCACUACAUCUCCAAGGUUGAUAACAAGCAGUAGGGUAUUUCUGCUCAGUAUUUAGGAAGUAAUCAAGACUCUGACCACUAUUUGGCAGAGAAUUCUUGAAAGGCAGGCUCUGAUAUUCAACUGAGAUGCGAAUAUUUCAUUAAAAGUGAAUAUUUAUUACCGAGUAACGAUGAAUGCCUUAUGAUAGCUUAGGAAUGGAAACAAAAUCAAGAACAUCAUGUCGUUCCC
This is a messenger RNA of Sclerotinia trifoliorum, 1744 nucleotides long. NCBI's taxonomy places the organism in Eukaryota, Fungi, Ascomycota, Leotiomycetes, Helotiales, Sclerotiniaceae. The record is from the annotation of a GenBank genome assembly.